CUACAUAGUGAUAAUUUUAGGUACACAAACUAAAAAGACGUGCAUGCUUUUAACUAUAUGGAAAGUUGUUUAUAUAAUUCACAGUUUUUCUACGUAAAAAUUGUUCGUAGGUCAUUACUAAAGGGAACAAAAUGUUGAAAUAAAAGAUUGAAAACACGACCAGAGGAAGAAAAGUAAAUGAGGACCAAAUUUAACAUGAAUCUUUUUUGUAGGUAAUUUGAUUCGUCCUUUGGGUGUUUUCGUACGCGGCAGUUGGGGAGUUGAUGGAACCUGAGGAAACACAGGUGUGUGUUGGUCCCCCUGUUAAUGACAUAAAAUGGCUGCUGACAGAGUGCGCGAGAGCACUUGACGAAAACAAACUACAUGAUUUUGACAUACUGGUGGAACACACACGUGGGGUUGUGUGCAUCACAGGGGAUCCCAUCCAGCGCCUUGGGGCCUACAUGAUUGAAGGUCUAGUUGCAAGGAAAGAGGCUUCAGGCAGGAACAUUUGUAGGGCACUCAGAUGCCACGAGCCUGCAGGGACGAUGAGGGACUUACUGUCCUACAUGCACGUCUUGUACGAGACAUGGCCCUACCUAAAGUUCGGUUGCAUGGCUGCAAAUGGCGCCAUUGCGCGGGCAUGCAGAGGCGACGACCGCAUUCAUAUAAUAGACUUUCAAGUCGGGCACGGGAGCCAGUGGAUGACACUCCUACAAGCCUUCGCCACGAGGCCGGGCGGGGCCCCCUACGUGCGCAUCACCGGGAUCCAGGAUCCGCUUUCUUCUUACUCGACGCAUGGCGUAGGGGAUCCCAUCCAGCGCCUUGGGGCCUACAUGAUUGAAGGUCUAGUUGCAAGGAAAGAGGCUUCAGGCAGGAACAUUUGUAGGGCACUCAGAUGCCACGAGCCUGCAGGGACGAUGAGGGACUUACUGUCCUACAUGCACGUCUUGUACGAGACAUGGCCCUACCUAAAGUUCGGUUGCAUGGCUGCAAAUGGCGCCAUUGCCCGGGCAUGCAGAGGCGACGACCGCAUUCAUAUAAUAGACUUUCAAGUCGGGCACGGGAGCCAGUGGAUGACACUCCUGCAAGCACUCGCCACGAGGCCAGGUGGGGCCCCCUACGUGCGCAUCACCGGGAUCCAGGAUCCGCUUUCUUCUUACUCGACGCAUGGCGUAGGUUCCGUGGUAGGUGAACGCCUUGCGGCUAUGUCUGAGAGAUUCAACAUCCCAGUCGAGUUUCAUAACGUGCCUGUUUUCGCCUCACUGAUAACGAGAGACAUGCUUGGUAUUCGACCGGGCGAGUGCUUGGCGGUAAACUUCCCUCUACAGCUCCACAAAACCCCUGACGAGAGCGUGGAUGUCACCAACCCGAGAGACAGGCUUCUGAGGAUGGUGAAAUCCCUGUCUCCCAGGGUGGUGACAUUGGUGGAGCAAGAGUCGAACACCAACACGGCGCCCUUCUUCCCCAGGUUCAGAGAAGCCAUGGAUUACUACUCAGCCAUGUUCGAGUCGCUAGACGUGGUCCCGGGUAUGAACACAACUCACACAAGAGAGCGCAUCAUCGUCGAGCAGCACUGCCUGGCAAGAGACUUGGUGAACAUCAUUGCGUGCGAGGGAAAAGAGAGGGAAGAGCGGCACGAGAUGUUUGGGAAAUGGAAAUCGAGGUUCACCAUGGCGGGGUUUAGACAGCUUCCUCUUAGCCCUUAUGUGAAUUCGGUCAUAAAGGACCUCCUCGGGACUUACUCUCAACAUUACACACUUGUUGAAGAAGAUGGAGCGAUGCUAUUGGGAUGGAAGGAGCGAAACCUCAUCUCUACAUCUGCUUGGCACUGAAUCGAAGCAAUAAUAUACUCCCUCCAUCCUCCAUAGAUCUUCCCAAUAGCCCUUUUUCUUUGUCCACAAUAGAUCUUCCCAUUUCAAUUUUUAACAAUUAAAAUACCACAACUACCCCUACUUACUUUAUUUAUUACACCUCACCCACCUCAUUUAAUACACUCCAUCCAUUUUCAUUAAGGGUAUUAUG
Messenger RNA from Cuscuta campestris, 2004 nucleotides. The record is from the annotation of a GenBank genome assembly. NCBI's taxonomy places the organism in Eukaryota, Viridiplantae, Streptophyta, Magnoliopsida, Solanales, Convolvulaceae.